This is a messenger RNA of Mycena citricolor, 2341 nucleotides long. The record is from the annotation of a GenBank genome assembly. NCBI's taxonomy places the organism in Eukaryota, Fungi, Basidiomycota, Agaricomycetes, Agaricales, Mycenaceae.
GUUCAUCCUUGCCCCGUGCGCUCAUCUCGGAUGGAUCCGUCGGGCCCUCUGGACUUCGGAAGUGUGCUCCUAGCGGAAGGGGCGAAGUGCCUGUACCAGGAUCCAAGCGUAGGAGGCUCCAAGGCGCAUGCGAGGAGUGUAGGAGACGCAAAGCACAACAUUUCUGUUGAAGGAGGAGAUCUGAUACGACUUGUCGAGCUCAGGCAACAGAAUGACUAUGCCCGGGCAUGUUUGUUCGAACUGCAUCUCGUUCAACAUUUUUCCUCGAAGAAUAAGAACUCCAAUCUACCCUCCAUGUCACCACAGUCUCCACCAAGUUCCACCUCGACCAAAGCCUCUCCUUUCCCCAAGACGGCGGCAGAUCACGUCGACGCCAUCCUCACCCAAUCUACCGCUUACAUUCCCACUGACCAACUGCGCGCGAUUCUUCUCGACGUGGCACGAUACUGUCGUCAAGUGGAGGAUAACUCACCGUCCGACUCCCAGACCGCGUCCAGCCCUGCUUCGGACACCAAGCCGAGCCGAGCGCCGUCGCCAGAUCGGGUCAUGCUUCUGACGGACUCGUUCCUGGGCAUGUCGCUAUUCAAUCCGACGCGGACACGCUACUUCGGGCGGUCGAGUGUCACGUUCCUCGUGUCGAGGGCGGCGCAGAUGAGGAUGGCGCAUGAGAGCGGGGGCUCGAAAUCAGAGAUGCGUCCGGUGCGGAGGCCGCAGUUCGUGCACAGUCCCUGGGAGAGCACGUACCCAGAACCGCCUCCGGUGUAUUCAUUUCCUCCUGCCGACCUUCUGCAUGACCUCGUCACGAUCUUUUUCGAGAAACUCAACAUCGUGUUCUUCUUGUUGCACCGACCGUCUUUCGAGCGCUCGGUUGCAUCGGGACUGCAUCUUCUCGACCACUCUUUCGGAGGGCUGCUUCUAGCUGUCAUUGCCCUGGCUUCCAAAUUCUCCGACGACCCGCGUGUCAUCUACCCAGGGACGAACACGAGACUGAGCUCCGGGUGGCAGUGGUUCCAGCAGAUUCGGUACGGGGACAAUAAUGAUUUCUACUACGGAAUGGGACUGCACGACGUACAACGUACUCUGCUUACUAUUGCUUACCUCCAAGGCUCCAACUCCCCCUCGCCUUGCUGGAUCCUGACCGGCGUCGUCGUCCGGAGCCUGCAAGACAUCGGAAUCCAUAUGCUGCGCGUGCCGCUGGCCGAGAUGUCAACCGAAGUCGAGCUGUGGAAGCGCGCUUACUGGAUGGCCAUCGCCAGCGACACCCUCAGCAGUGCCUUCCUAGGUCGUCCCAGAGCGACGAGGGACGAAGAUUACGAGCUGGACUAUCCGGUGGACUGCGACGACGAGUAUUGGGAGCAUGCGGACCCCACACAGCGGUUCCGCCAACCCGAAGGGAAGCCGCGCCAAUGGGCCUUUGCUCUUCUCUAUGUCAAAUUAAUGGAGAUCUUGGGCAAAGCCCAGAAAACCAUUUACAGCACCCAGCGAACACAGAAUGGCCAAGAGUGGACACAGGGAAUGGUCGUUGAGCUCGACUCAGCUCUGAACAACUGGAUGGACUCUAUCCCGGAAUAUCUCCGCUGGAACCCUCAGCUGGAACAGGAGCCUUUUGCCAGCCAGUCGGCUUGUCUCAUGGCCGGGUACUACCACGUGAUGGCUGCGAUCGUCGACUCUGCGAUUAUUCUGCUGAUCAACGUGUGGGGCUCGCGGCAGUCGGGGGGAAAGCAUCCUCUGAGCGCGGCACGAGUGGCGAAGGAUGUGCAGAAAUGCAUCAACGCUCUAAGAGUAUACGAAGAAAGAUGGCAGUAUGCCGGACGAUACUGCGACUACAUAUUCACAAUCGGGAACCAGUUCCUCAGUGGUCCUCUGAGCCAGGACGUCGAAACGAACAAUCUGAAGCGCCCACGGGGGGGUGAAGACGAUGGGACGCAGAGGGUAGGGGUUCCUCCUCAGGAAACAGCGGUGUACGAACAUGGGACACUUCCCAUGUCGACUGAAGAGUUAGGCACGCUGCCCAUCUACCAGUCCUUCGAUUGGGCGAGUCCGGUCAUCCAAGAUUCAGGGUUUGAGGUCCCAGGGUCGGAAGCUCGCAGUUUCUUGCCAUACCAGGCAGAGAGUGCAGAAGAUUGGUCCACGCGCGAUUGGUCUCAGUACAUAGACAUCGAGCUGUGGUUGCAGCAGAGUCUGUCUGAUGCGCAGUAGGAUCUGCGUCCGGCUCUAUGCUUGUUUGCAUAUGCUGCAUGGUCUGUUGUUAUUUCUGUUACAUUAUCAGAAUCGUUGUAAUCAUAAAAACGGAGUUCGAAGCUGAGCCUCUGUCAGACGGCUCAGCUCCAUUGCUACGCGU